AUGAAACUAUUCAUCUCUUUCAUUCUUGGCCUUGGCUGUCUUGCCAAGGUCGCCAAUGCGCGUCCUGGGGCGCUGAACAUUCCUGGUGGAGUGCCUUUCCUGUUUAACGCAGUUGCUAGCACUCAGCAGCCCCGAGAAAGCACCCUGGAAGGCGCCAACUUCUUUUGCUAUGCUACUAAUGAAGAAGCCUCUCCAGGGACCAAUUACUCGCAUUGUCGCCCCGAUUCACCUAAUUUCGUCUAUUACGAAUACUCGGACAAAAUAUACGGAUGCACCGAGAAGGGCUGCAAGGCGCAUGUAGUCAAUUACUGGGCUUCCAACAAUAGCUUGAAUUUUGUAACAGACUACGUCUACAGUGAUGCAAAUCUUGCGCCUCCAGAGUUAGGUACUCUGAGUACAUUUUACCGCGAUGAGAAGCAGGGACCCUCAGCAGUGGGAACCAGACAUGUCCUUUCCUCUACACCAUCCACCGCAUCGGACUGCUGUAAAGCAUUGAAGAUAUUGCGCGGGAUUAGGGAUAAAUAUAAACUUAAGCUAGACUUUGAUCUCAAAGAUAUCUGUCCGCGGCAGAAGACGUUCGGAAAUUCAUGGUGGCACUGGGGUCAGCUUCCGAUGGAUAGGGGAUGCAAUAGCCAAGGUAACUUUGGCAACGAGCUUCAUUAA
Molecule: messenger RNA, 663 nt
Organism: Aspergillus novofumigatus IBT 16806
Lineage: Eukaryota; Fungi; Ascomycota; Eurotiomycetes; Eurotiales; Aspergillaceae
Exons: 3
Coding region: 1-663 (220 amino acids)
Source: RefSeq, a predicted model, not a curated record